Messenger RNA from Cynoglossus semilaevis (tongue sole), 2876 nucleotides. RefSeq names its product protein kinase, AMP-activated, gamma 3b non-catalytic subunit (gene prkag3b). Bases 1374 to 2534 code for a protein of 386 amino acids. The transcript is spliced from 14 exons. The record is from RefSeq and is a predicted model, not a curated record. NCBI's taxonomy places the organism in Eukaryota, Metazoa, Chordata, Actinopteri, Pleuronectiformes, Cynoglossidae. Gene Ontology annotation, biological process: regulation of catalytic activity; protein phosphorylation. Gene Ontology annotation, molecular function: protein kinase regulator activity; AMP binding; protein kinase binding. Gene Ontology annotation, cellular component: nucleotide-activated protein kinase complex; cytoplasm; nucleus.
UUUUGUGUCUGAAAGUAAUGCAUUUUCCUCAAAUACUCUCUUUUGUGUUUAGCAAUAUUUUUUGUGGUCUUUACAGACUUAAAACAGUGGGGGAGGAUUACAAAACGUUUUCCUGUUUCUUUUUAAGAACAAAAAGUGUCUUAAAAACACUUUAUGUACUGGAUGUACAUUUCUGGUUUCAACUGAGUUGUGUGUCUGUUUUUGACACAAGCACUGAAUGAUCCCGAGUGUGUCAAGACUGUGUAGUUUUUAACCAAAUUAGCUCUCGCCUAUAAUGAUGAUGAUGAGCAAAUUCAUUUGAAUUUGAACUGUGAACAGUAUAGAUCAUGAACAUGUGAUUCAAUUCAGUAGUUCUUUGUGCAAAAUGGAAAAUUGCAUCAUUAACAUAGGAACCUACAUCUCAAAUUGUGCUGACUGUUUUUACAGCGAGUGUGAGAAGAAGAAAGGGAGAAAGUCUUGCAGAGUUUAGUGUGUCUAUAAAUAGUUUGUCCUAAUGAAACUAGACCACAGCACAGUCGCACUGACAAGCAGUCAAUGUUAUUUUAUCCAGAACAUAACAUUCAGCUCAUCCAUUGGUCUAUUCAUAAUCAGUGUAGACUACUGUAAUGGUCUUCCAACUGGAUUCCCACAAAAUUACACCGCUGAACCCUACAAGACAGAAACUUCCACAGUUUGGAUUCUCACAUUUCCGAUGGUACCUGAACUUAUUUGUCAACAGUUUGCUGAAAAGUCUAUUGUUCAGUGUGAAUAUACAGUAUUGAAAACAUGUUUGAUCAUGUUCCUAUGCUACACAAACAUAAUAAUUAUAGAAUAGUGAACAAAAGUAAGAAAAUGCAUUCUAAAAGUUGCUCUUUAUUUACAUGUAUACAUUUUAGUGUUAUCUGUGUGUUAGCAAAGGGGAUUCCCUCCUAGAAGCUAUUGCUGUUUGGGGGGAAGAGAGGGGGCUUAGCAUGGAAGAGUCAGGGUUCUGUACCUCUCAUGUUCUCACCGUAAAAGACACAAGCCCACACGUUAUUACUGUCACUUUCUCACCCCUGCAGGUCUGCAUGAUUUCCCCUCCCACUCGCCCACUCUCUUCCUAUCUCUGUCUGUGAAUGCCGCAGGCCUCUCGCCCCAGUCCAGAUUUAGACCUCAGUCUUUCCCAGAUAUUCUGACCCAGCUGUCUGUAGCUGCCUGCUGUUGCUUUGACUCCCUUUGUUGCUUUGUUUCGUCUACUGUCCUCUCUUUUUCUAUCCGUUUUUGCUGCGUGUGACCUCUUCGAACUCUUCUUGUCUGUUUGACGUGACAGCAGAAUUCUCAGAGAUGUUACAGUUGGUCAGCUGCGUGGUUGGGCUAGUGUAGUCUUUUGUUUUCCAUGUCCAGGUUUUUGCUUCAUGACAGUCUGGUUCCACGGAGGCAGACGUCCUGCUCCAGACAUGGAGCCUCUUCCUGAAAUUCCUUUAUUUGAAUUGGAUGAUGAAGAGGACAAAGUGGAAAAUAUUCACUCAGAAUAUGGCAGCUGCAGAUAUGCAGCAUACCCCAUUGCGCCCCCUGCAGAUCAGGAUCCUGACACGUUUGUGUAUAUGAACUUUAUGAAGACUCACCAUUGCUAUGACACCAUCCCUACCAGCUCCAAACUGGUCAUCUUUGACACAACACUACAGGUUAAGAAGGCUUUCUUCGCUCUGGUGGCUAAUGGUGUGAGGGCGGCACCACUGUGGGACAGCAAACUCCAGUGUUUUGUGGGGAUGCUGACUAUUACUGACUUCAUCAACAUUCUCCAUCGAUACUACAAGUCUCCUCUGGUUCAGAUCUAUGAGCUGGAAGAACAUAAGAUAGAAACAUGGCGAGAAAUUUAUCUCCAAUACUCAGUGAACAGACUGAUCAGUAUCACCCCAGAGUCCAGUCUGUUUGAUGCCAUUUACUCCCUGCUGAAGAAUAAGAUCCACCGGCUGCCGGUCAUCGACCCAGUGUCAGGGAACGUCCUCCACAUCCUUACUCACAAACGCAUCCUCAAAUUCCUCCACAUUUUUGGAUCUAAAAUUCCUAAACCCAGGUUCCUUCAAAAGCGUAUCAGCGAAGUGGCGAUUGGUACCUUCAGAGAGAUUGCAACGGUCCAGGAAUCAGCCUCAGUCUAUGAAGCUUUGUCAAUUUUUGUAGAGAGAAGAGUAUCAGCCUUGCCUGUGGUCAAUGACCAAGGUAAAGUGGUGGCUCUCUACUCACGGUUUGAUGUCAUUAAUCUUGCAGCCCAGAAAAACUACAACAACCUGAACAUGACGAUGCACGAAGCUGUCGCCUCCAGAGCUUGUUGCCUGGAAGGAGUCCUGAAGUGUUACCCUUACGAAACACUGGAGAUUAUUAUUGACCGGAUUGCAAAAGCAGAGGUGCAUCGAUUAGUCUUGGUUGACAAAGACGAUGUGGUGAGGGGCAUUGUUUCCUUAUCUGACCUCCUACAAGCUCUGAUCCUUACUCCUGCAGUGUCUCUUCAAGUAGUUGCUCCUUCAAACUGCAAGAUCUCCUCUGAGAUGUGCCACCAACACCAUGUUCAACACUAAGACAUGCACUGUGUGACAGAUCAAGACUGAUGGAAGUCAUGAAGAGGCUGCUCACAUUAAAAUCAUGUGGCCACACAAAACUGUGACUGAAUAACCACUGAUCCAAACUGUACAGGUUUGGAGGAAAAAUAGAAGAACUGACUCUUCUUCUUCUUUUGUGAUGCUGCUCAGCUACUGAUGAUGAUGUUUCUUAAGAUCAUGGACAGUUAAACAAAAAAAACAUUUUGGAAUGUUUUGCAAGGUGCUUAUACAACCUGUUCAACAUUACUGUACUUAUUAACUGAUUGAUUGAUUUUCGUCUUAGAUUCACUGCAUAUCUACUGCACUUAUGCAUCUGUGAAA